Messenger RNA from Candida tropicalis MYA-3404, 1455 nucleotides. Its product is annotated as pantothenate kinase. Gene Ontology annotation, cellular component: nucleus; cytosol. Bases 1 to 1455 code for a protein of 484 amino acids. Gene Ontology annotation, biological process: coenzyme A biosynthetic process. The record is from RefSeq and is a predicted model, not a curated record. NCBI's taxonomy places the organism in Eukaryota, Fungi, Ascomycota, Pichiomycetes, Serinales, Debaryomycetaceae. Gene Ontology annotation, molecular function: pantothenate kinase activity; ATP binding. The transcript has a single exon.
AUGCUGCUGUCAGCAACUCCGCAGAAUGAAUACAAACCACGCAGUGCAUCUUCCCGUCGUUCGUCAGGAUCAUAUCCAAGAUUUAAACUCACAACUAUAGCCACCAAUGAAGAUAUAGAUUUACAAUCCAUAGAUCCAGGUACAGUUAAAAUAGAUUGUUCUGGUGCCUAUAUUGCAAAUGACGACCUAUUAAGAAGCUCCCUAGAAGGCAAUGAUAGCACUUCAACCUCAUCAAACACCACCACACCACCACUGUCAGGUGCGUCUUCAGAUUUGGAUGAUGAUUUAGAAAGUGAUUCAUCUAAUACAUCAGUUGAAGAUCAAAUUUCUUCACAUCAUGGAACCAUUACCAAGAAUAACAUUACUUUACCACAGCACAAUGACGAGAUUAUACAUAUUUCAGUGGAUAUUGGUGGAACUUUAACUAAAUUGGUUUAUUUUUCAAAAUCUAAUAAAAUUACUGGUGGUGGUAAAUUAUAUUUCCAAGAUUUCCAAACUGAAAAUUUCAAAGUUGAAGCCAUGAAAUUCAUGAUUAAACUUAUUCAAAAAUCAGUUGAUAAGAAUAAUAAUAAUCCACCAAUUACUUAUAUCAUGGCUACUGGUGGAGGUGCACAUAAAUUUUACAAUUUAAUGACAAAAACAUUCAAGAAAUAUAAACUACCUAUGAAAAUCAUAGCGAAGGAUGAAAUGGCUUGUUUGAUUAAAGGAUUAGAUUGGUUAAUCACCAAGAUUCCUCAAGAAAUUUUCACAUAUGAUUUAAUUGAAUCAACGACUAAAUUUCAACCACUACAAUCAGAAAAAGAAAUAUAUCCAUAUUUGUUGGUUAAUAUAGGAAGUGGUGUUAGUAUGAUUAAAGUGACCAAACCUGGCCCUGAUGGAUUUGAGAGAAUUGGGGGUAGUUCAUUAGGAGGAGGUACAUUAUGGGGGUUAUUAUCAUUACUUACAGAUGCCAAAGAUUAUAAUGAAAUGUUGGAAAUGGCACAAAAUGGUGAUAAUGAGAAUAUUGAUUUAUUGGUUGGAGAUAUCUAUGGUACAAAUUAUAAUAAAAUUGGAUUAAAAGCCAAUCAUAUUGCUUCUUCAUUUGCUAAAGUAUUUAAAAAACUAAGAUUUAAUAACAAGACAAUGACACCAGCUGAAAAAUUGGCACAAUUUAGACAAGAAGACAUUGCCAGAUCAUUGUUAUUCUCCGUUUCUAAUAAUAUUGGACAAAUUGCUUAUUUACAUGCAUUAAGAUUUAAUUUGAAAAGAAUUUACUUUGGUGGUAGUUAUAUAUCAGGACAUAUGCAAACUAUUCAUACGUUGAGUUAUGCGGUAAAUUUCUGGUCCAAAGGAGAUAUGGAGAGUUAUUUCUUAAGACAUGAAGGUUAUUUAGGAAGUGUUGGUGCAUUCAUGAUGGGUCCUGCUGUUGAUGAAAGUUUAAACGGGGAUGCUACUCAAGAAAGUGUGUCUAAUUGA